Molecule: messenger RNA, 1890 nt
Organism: Penicillium atrosanguineum
Lineage: Eukaryota; Fungi; Ascomycota; Eurotiomycetes; Eurotiales; Aspergillaceae
Product: putative ab-hydrolase associated lipase
Exons: 1
Coding region: 1-1890 (629 amino acids)
Biological process (GO): lipid metabolic process
Source: RefSeq, a predicted model, not a curated record
AUGCCGGUCACAAUACCCUUACAAACCCUCUCCGCACCUGCGUCCGCAGGAACAAACGACUUGCAAACGGUACAUAUUCGCUCGACAAACUCCGAUAUGUCCUCUACCCUGCAACAUGAGCAUAAGGGAAUAUGCACCUGCGGAUUCAAAGGCAAGGCGGCUGCAAGGGACCGGGUGCCCGUAGCCGAAAAGCAUGGCCCUUCAUGCGAACUAGUUCUCCCGGUUGAGUCGAGCCAACACCCUCUAUUUCCACCGUUGCCUUCCUAUGGUCCCCCGACCUUCGCUCGAAAUCUCCGAUACUAUGCGAUACAAAUCAUCUCGUUCUUUCUAUCGCUCGCCUUCCUGUCGGCCAUUUUUGUCGGGGCGUUAUUGUGCACAGUCGGCGCCGCAAUCUCGGACACUGUUUCGCGAUUGAAAGGCAAGAAUCCGGCUUCUAAGCGGAUGUUCUAUGCGGAGGAACAGACGCGCAGAUUGGCGAGGGCGAAUUCGGAUAUCAAAUGGCAUAUUAGAGAGCAAAAGAAGUACGUGGAUGAAGAACAAGGUCUGGACGAGUGUCCGCCGCUGGAGGGAGGGAAGGAUCGAAUUGUAUGUGAUGUCGCCUACUACGCCAGACGGGUAGGGCUUGAUGUCGAGAAGUUUCGUGUGCAGACCGAAGAUGGGUUCAUCAUCAACCUGUGGCACGUUUAUAACCCACUGGAAUAUACUGCGCUGUCGCCGGAGGAAAGACGUGAGCGCGGACCUGGUGUAUUCGAUCAGAAGAAAAGACGCACAUCAUCUCGGACCAAUCGUCGAUAUCCCGUUCUUUUAAUGCACGGAUUGCUGCAAAGUGCUGGCGCUUAUUGUACCAAUGAUGACGAUAGCCUUGCAUUCUUUCUCUGCAAAUCCGGAUAUGAUGUCUGGCUUGGCAACAACCGUUGUGGAACCACCCCCGAGCACACAAGUCUGUCACCUUCUGAUCCACGUAUGUGGUCCUGGGAUAUCCGACACCUUGGAACUCUCGACCUGGCUGCUCUGACAUCCCGCGUCCUAUUUGAAACAGGAUUUGACAAGCUGGGCUUGGUGUGCCACUCGCAGGGAACAACGCAAACAUUUGUUGCUCUCGCAAAGGAACAUCGACCCGAGCUAGGGCAACGUAUAUCUGUCUUUUGCGCCCUCGCCCCAGCAGUGUAUGCCGGUCCACUCGUGAGCAGGCCAUAUUUCCGCUUCAUGCAGCUUUUGUCCCCUGGAAUGUUUCGCCUCUUCUUCGGUAUUCAUUCCUUCAUUCCUUUUAUGCUCACUGUGCAGCGUGUGACGCACCCGAAGAUAUACGGCACUCUCGCGUAUUGGGUUUUUUCAUUCCUCUUCGGCUGGUCCGAUGCGCGCUGGGAACGUGACCUUCGACAUCGCAUGUUUCAAUUCGCUCCUGUCUAUGUCAGUGCCGAGACUAUGCACUGGUGGCUUGGUAGCGAAGGUUUUUCCAAACACAGGUGUAUACUUUCCACGGUCCAGGAUUCCGCACGUGAAGCCAACGAAAAUCAUCGGUCUCAUAAUGACACAGGAAUUGAACAUGGCGACGAUCCCAGCGAUGCAUGUCUAGGUUCCAGUGAGGAUAAGGCCUGGUUUGGUCCUCAGACGCCCCCAUUCGCACUCUGGAUCGGCGGCUCCGACGCGCUUGUAGAUGGGCGGAAGCUCUUGCAUCGAUUUGAUAGUGGUCGUGAACCGGAUGUCAAUGUUGUGUAUUCAAAGGUCAUCGACGAGUAUGAGCACCUGGAUGUGCUCUGGGCUAUGGAUUCAAUCGAACAGGUUGGCAAAGAGGUCCGCCAAGUUCUUUUCAACACCAUGCCCGAGGAUGCGCGCAACAUCUGUAGAAUCCCCCGGGGUAUCAACCCUAGCUUGUUGGAUAGUCAAUAG